Molecule: messenger RNA, 933 nt
Organism: Andrographis paniculata
Lineage: Eukaryota; Viridiplantae; Streptophyta; Magnoliopsida; Lamiales; Acanthaceae
Product: indole-3-pyruvate monooxygenase YUCCA6
Exons: 1
Biological process (GO): auxin biosynthetic process
Molecular function (GO): monooxygenase activity; flavin adenine dinucleotide binding
Source: RefSeq, a predicted model, not a curated record
AUGGAUGAUUACUCGAGGGAGAUGGAACAAGGAAUUAAUGGCGGCGGCGAUCCGUACAAUAAUUUAAAAUCACGCAGCGUCUGGUUCCCGGGGCCGGUGAUCGUCGGGGCGGGCCCGUCGGGGCUGGCGGCGGCGGCUUGCCUGAAAUCGAAAGGGGUGCAAUCGCUGGUGAUCGAGAGGUCCAAUUGCAUAGCUUCUUUGUGGCAAUUGAAGACCUACGACCGCCUGAAAUUGCAUCUGCCGAAGCAAUUCUGCGAGCUGCCGCUGAUGCCUUUUCCGGCGGAUUUUCCGACGUACCCUUGCAAAGAGCAGUUCAUCCAGUACUUAGAGGCGUACGCCGACAAGUUUGAGAUCCGGCCGGCGUUCAAUCAGCGGGUAGAGAGGGCGGAGUUCGACGGGAAGUGGUGGAGGGUGACGGCGUCGACGGCGGAGGGGGCGACGGUGGAGUACGCGUGCCGGUGGCUGAUCGCGGCGACGGGGGAGAAUGCGGAGGCGGUGGUGCCGGAGAUUGAGGGGAUGGCGGAGUUCGGGGGGCACGUGAUGCACACGUGCGGGUACAAAAAUGGAGGGGCGUAUUCGGGGAAGAAGGUGCUGGUGGUGGGUUGUGGGAAUUCGGGGAUGGAGGUGUGCCUGGAUCUGUGCAACCACAAUGCGGCGGCGGCGCUCGUGGUCCGGGAGGCAGUGCACGUGCUGCCCAGGGAGUUCCUGGGGAGGUCCACCUUCGGGGUGUCUAUGUGGUUGCUCAAGUGGCUGCCGGUCCGCCUGGUGGACCGGCUUCUGUUAGUUGCAGCACGUGUGGCGCUAGGGGAUACCGCCCGGUUCGGGCUGGAUCGGCCCCGGAUGGGCCCGCUGGAGCUGAAGAACCGGUCGGGGAAAACUCCUGUGCUGGACGUGGGAACUCUUGAGAAAAUUAGGACUGGGGAUAUUAAGGCA